This is a messenger RNA of Cuscuta epithymum, 1749 nucleotides long. The record is from the annotation of a GenBank genome assembly. NCBI's taxonomy places the organism in Eukaryota, Viridiplantae, Streptophyta, Magnoliopsida, Solanales, Convolvulaceae.
ACUAAAUGUCUAAACAUCUUCCCGUUUUCCCACUUUUAAUACACUUUUUAAUCUCACAAUGUACGGAGUCCAAAGAUUCCACCUUUGCGUUUUGGACUCCUGGUAUCUCUCCACUACAAAUGGUUUUAAUGUCUGUUCGGUGAAUUCUGUUUCCUGGUUAUCAACUUUAUUAAGUAACUUUUGAUUUGAUAUAUUACUUUUAUUUCACAUAAUUGGCUGAAUUGGCUGAAUUGUGAGCUGGGGCUAGGGGCCGGGGGCCAUUUCAGGCAGAUAUGAUUACGACCGUGGUCGGCUACUAGUUGGGCGCUAGGCUAAAUGAUGAAACUUCAAACGAUUCAGGUAAAUGUAUUUUUAAUUUCUUCUGUUUGAUUGAUGUGAUAAUUCUAUGGUUCAAUUACUUCGCUUUUGAUUUAUGUAACUAAUUUGUUCUGUUACAGUAGCGGCAAAUUAUAUUGUUUGAUCUAACUUCAUAUGAUUUCAGCUCAGUGUGUUUCUUAGUUUUGAUGGCAAGUUUAAGGUAUUUUUACCAAAUGAAUGAUUUUUGUGUGGAUGAGAAACAUUCUCUCUAUUUGUAUUCCUCAGCUUGGAUAAAGGUUAUCAUCUAUAAUUAUUAGGUACAAUGGUACAAUUGAUUUUAAUUGCUAAAUGUUUGUUUUUCAACUGACGUUUCUUUCAUUUUGUGUUAUGAGAGUGGUGAAUAUAUUUGAGGGCGUUAUUACAGUGAUUGAUUAUCCUAUAAAUCUUCUAUAUUUGAGUCUUCUUAGUCAUUGCAACAUAUGUUCUAGUAUUUUUUCAGUUUGGUCACCCGUAUAUGAAGAUGUUGGAGAAAGUAGUGCUUGAUGGACUCAUUAGCUUGGCUUUGAUGCAACUAGUUCAAUGUAGCAAGUGUACUGUGUUUUCUAUCAUAUAUACUCUUAUGAUUCAUCUUUGGUUCUUCAAAUAAAGUACUUUCAGUAGUGGGGUUUAGAGAAGAGGAAGAUAGAUAAAAAGCAAAUGAUGGGGCUAAGAGAAGAGGAAGAUAGAGAGAAAACAAAUGGGGAUACUGCAAAUUUACACUUAAUGACUUCAACUUUCAACCCCAUGAAGAAAACCAUCUUUAUUUUCGUGGCUUAUGCACAUGUCAAAUGGACUUUGAGUGUGCCUUUUGACUAAACCAAAAUCAUUAGCUACACUAAAUAUAUGAGCACUUGGACCAUCUGCGUUUACUAUGUUUGUGCCUAUGGCAAAACCAAUAAUUCCUUUUGUAAUUACUUGGUGCCAAGGCAGCAACUUAGUUUGUAUUGGUUGUUGUUUACAUGUGGCUCAACGAUCAAAUUGUUCUCAAGGUAUCUACAAGUAUAUGAGGCGCAGUGUGUGGUGGAGACGUGUAGUGAUACUCAAGUGUCCUUUGUAGUUCUGCCAUUAUGUUGUAGAAGAGAAGGAGAUAAAGUGUGCACAAGUUGGAUGGAUUUAAGAUUCAAAGUCGAAGAUAAUGAAAAAAAGACGUUAAAGCUGAGAUAACAAAUACCUCAUCAAGCUUCAAAGUGAAGAAAGUCAUAGCAUUUGAGUACUAAAUGAAAGGAUUUAUGAUGUCUAGUUUUGCUUAAUGUUCCAGUAUAGUUAUAAGUGUUAUUUAGGUAGUCAUUUGUUUUAGUCAUCUAUUAUUAUAUGUAUCCGCAUGGGAAUGUUAAUUUUUUAAUUGUGUUGUUUAGUUUUGGCAUAAAGUAUAAUUUUUUAGCAUUGAAUAUAUUACUUUGUUGAUAUUUAUAU